Mytilus californianus (California mussel) is the source of this 2408-nucleotide messenger RNA. RefSeq names its product homeobox protein 2-like. Lineage: Eukaryota; Metazoa; Mollusca; Bivalvia; Mytilida; Mytilidae. Bases 39 to 1979 code for a protein of 646 amino acids. The transcript has 7 exons. The record is from RefSeq and is a predicted model, not a curated record.
UUAAUGGAAGUGGUGAGUUUAAGGGCAAUGGAGGUGGUAUGCUAAAUAGAGCUGGUAUGACAAAUGGAGGUGGUAUGGCAAUUGGAGGUGGUAUGACAAAUGGAGGUGGUAUGCCAAAUGGAGAUGGUAUGCCAAAUGGAGGUGGUAUGCCAAAUGGAGGUGGUAUGCCAAAUGGAGAUGGUAUACCAAAUGGAGGUGGUAUGCCAAAUGGAGAUGGUAUGCCAAAUGGAGGUGGUAUGCCAAAUGGAGGUGGUAUGACAAAUGGAGGUGGUAUGACAAAUGGAGGUGGUAUGCCAAAUGGAGGUGGUAUGCCAAAUGGAGGUGGUAUGCCAAAUGGAGGUGGUAUGCCAAAUGGAGGUGGUAUGCCAAAUGGAGAUGGUAUGCCAAAUGGAGGUGGUAUGCCAAAUGGAGGUGGUAUGCCAAAUGGAGGUGGUAUUCCAAAUGGAGGUGGUAUGCCAAAUGGAGGUGGUAUGCCAAAUGGAGGUGGAAUUCCAAAUGGAGGUGGUAUUCCAAAUGGAGGUGGUAUGCCAAAUGGAGGUGGUAUGCCAAAUGGAGGUGGUAUGCCAAAUGGAGGUGGUAUGACAAAUGGAGUUGGUAUGCCAAAUGGAGAUGGUAUACCAAAUGGAGAUGGUAUGCCAAAUGGAGGUGGUAUGACAAAUGGAGGUGGUAUGACACCACAACCAAAUGGAGGUGAUGUAACAACACCUCCAACGCAACCAACUGCAGAUGGUGUGACAUCACAACCAACUGAAGGUGGUGGACCAUCGCAACCAACUGAAGGUGGUCAGCCACAUAUGAAAUGGAGAUUAAGAUCUGGUAGAAGAUGGGUUCGUGAUCCUGACAGUUGGGAUUUCAGUUCCGAUAGCUCUGAUGGUACAUGGAGGUCAAACACAGUACGCGGUGGUCGGAGUUCUAGUAGAUGGGGAAGUGACAAUGGUUGGGAUAGUGAUAGUGACGAAUAUCAUCCAGCUAGAAAUAACAUGAACAAAGUGGCAUCAAGAUUUGGAUAUGAUUCUGAUAGAGAUGACAGUGAUUGGUAUAGUGAUCGAUGGGAUAGUGACUCGGACGGUAGAUUUACAAUAAGAAAAUCAGCGAUGAUAUCUAUGGCACCUAAACAUCCGGUUGGAAUCCACAACAAUGUACUAGGCAGUGACUCGGAAUUGUAUAGUGAGGAUUCCAGUGACAGAUCAGCUGAUUGGUAUAGUAGUGAAGAAUGGGACGGUAAAAUAAUAAACAAGAAUGGAAAAAAUAAACAGAAUAACAUUAAUAAGGCAGUAUUAAUAAGGCCGAGGGGUCAUUUCGGUGAUUCCGACAGUGAUUGGUAUAGCAGUGAAGAAUGGGACGACAAAAGGAUUAACACAAAUGGAAAUAAUAAAAACAAUAAUAAUAUCAAGGCGGGAGUAAAGGCGAGGGCUCAUUUUAGUGAUUCCGACAGUGAUUGGUAUAGCAGUACUAGUGAGGAAUGGGACGACAAAAUGAAUACCAAGAAAGGAAAUAAUAAAAACAAUAAUAAUAUCAAGGCGGAAGUAAAGAAGAGGGCUCAUUUUGGUGGGUCUGACAGUGACUGGUACAGCGACGAUUGGCACAGCGAUGACAGAGACGACAGAAAUGGUUGGGAAGGCAAAAAUGACGAUAACGGUGACGAUUGGUACAGCGAUGAUGAUAAUUCAUGGGAAAGUGAUAGUUCAGAACGAAAUUUUAAACGGAAAACUGCAAAUCCCACCAAAGUUCAGGGGAAUGGUAAAGUAGUAAUACCGAAAACGUCUCUUUCCGAGGGAUGGGAAGAUGAUUCAGAUAUGGAUGAUAGGUGGGAGGAUAAUGGAAGAGCAUCAAGCAUCGUUAGACGGUUAAAACAUCCAACAUUAAGAAGUCGUACUACAAAAAGACAACUAUCGUCUAGAGUUUUAGGUUUAGACAACGAUGACACAGAUGAAAAAUCCAUACCUGGAAUUAGGUUUUUAGGACGAAACGACGACUAGCCAAAUGUUUAGGUUACAAUUCCAUCGACCAUCCUGGUUGAAAUGAUAUUUGCAACCUCAUUUUAUUUUUCUGACUAAACAAAAGUGAGAGAUGAAUUAAAAUUAUUCCUAUCUUGGUGAUUUUACAAAAUGUCUCCAAGAAAAAAGAAUUGAUACGUGCGAUUUUCAUAUGAGAUUUUAUAUAUAUAUAUAUUUAUUACCGUGAUAUAUAGAUCAAACGAUCAUAAAAAUAUUGUAUGAAAUUUUCUUAUAUGAUAUUUGAUUGCAUCUUGAUUGUUUUCUUUCUAGAAAUUUUAACUGAAGUUUAACCGAUAGUGAUCGAACAUACCGGUCUUGUUUUACUAUAUCCACGAGAAGCUAUGAGAUACAAAAAUAGAAACAUGUAGUAAUGAAGGCGAAUGUGUUCUGUUAAGUCAGAAAAAAAAUAUA